AUAGCGCUGAGUCUGUAGCCUCUCUCACGUCCGACUACAGGAAGAAACCGGCUGUUCUGUGACCGAAUCGGACUACCAAAGCUACGGUCGACUGGAAAGUUUUACUCAUUUUAAGGAGUGACAUCAACGAUUGCUUUCAGGUGGACACAGACGUUAUCAAACGAGUGCGCGGUGCAAAUCUCACACAAGUGAAAACCUUUACACCCGUGAUGGACCCGAGAGACACUGCACCUGAUUCAUGGGAACAAGAGGACGAUGCGGAGGCCACGAUCGACGGGCAACUUGAAUCGGCGUUAACGGCGCUGAAUGUGAACGCCAAACCUUUUGUCCCCAAUAUAAACGCCGCUGAAUUUGUCCCGGCCUUCCUGAUGAAAAUGCCUUCGGCAAACGUGGAUUCCGGCGUUCCCGUUGAAACAGUUGCCACCAUGGAGUUGUCAGAAACUGUUGCUCUGAUGGAGAAUGGUGAUGCAGAAAUGACCACAGAGGAGACGUGGGAUGAGAAAGGGACAGAGCCAAAUGAGGCAGAGCCAGGAGGCAAACCUAGCAAUGACAGGGCACCUGCAAUGGAGACCAGCCCAGAAAUUAUGGAGGAGGAGGAAGUGCCAAUGCCAAAGGUGACACCUGCACAGCCAGACGCACCCAAGAAGGAACAUGUCAACGUUGUGUUCAUCGGCCAUGUAGAUGCUGGGAAGUCGACAAUUGGUGGGCAGAUCAUGUAUCUAACGGGCAUGGUAGACAAAAGAACUCUGGAGAAGUAUGAGAGAGAAGCCAAAGAAAAGAACAGGGAAACCUGGUAUCUCUCUUGGGCUCUGGACACAAACCAAGAAGAGCGGGACAAGGGAAAGACAGUGGAAGUGGGCCGAGCAUAUUUCGAGACAGAUAAAAAGCACUUUACCAUCUUGGAUGCCCCAGGUCACAAAAGCUUUGUGCCCAACAUGAUUGGAGGGGCAUCGCAAGCUGACCUAGCUGUACUGGUCAUCUCGGCCAGAAAAGGAGAGUUUGAAACUGGCUUUGAGAAGGGUGGACAAACACGAGAACAUGCCAUGCUGGCUAAAACAGCGGGGGUAAAGCACCUGAUAGUCCUGGUAAACAAAAUGGAUGACCCCACAGUCAACUGGAGCCUGGAGAGGUAUGAAGAAUGUAAGGAGAAACUUGUGCCAUUUUUAAAGAAGGUGGGCUUCAACCCUAAAAAAGACAUUCACUUCAUGCCCUGCUCUGGCUUGACGGGAGCCAACCUCAAGGAACCUGCCGAAUUAUGCACCUGGUACACUGGGUUACCAUUCAUUCCACACCUGGACAGUUUGCCAAAUUUCAACAGAUCGAGUGAUGGCCCUGUCAGAUUACCGAUUGUCGACAAAUACAAGGACAUGGGCACCGUAGUUCUAGGCAAGCUGGAGUCGGGCUCUAUCAGCAAAGCACAACAGCUGGUCAUGAUGCCAAACAGGCACGUUGUGGAGGUGUUGAGCCUGUUGUCAGAUGAUGUGGAAACGGAUGAUGCUGGUCCAGGGGAGAAUCUCAAGCUGCGGCUGAAGGGUAUUGAAGAAGAGGAAAUCCUGCCCGGUUUUAUUCUGUGUAAUGCUGAGAACCUUUGCCACUCGGGCCGCACCUUUGAUGCCCAGAUCGUCAUCAUCGAACACAGGUCCAUCAUCUGCCCAGGUUACAAUGCAGUACUUCACAUCCACACCUGCAUUGAAGAAGUGCAAAUUACAGCCUUAAUUUGUCUGGUAGACAAAAAGACGGGGGAGAAGAGUAAGACACGACCACGCUUUGUUAAACAGGACCAGGUGUGCAUUGCCCGCCUUCGCACCGCUGGAACCAUCUGCCUUGAAACCUUUAAAGAAUUCCCCCAAAUGGGUCGGUUCACCUUACGGGACGAAGGUAAGACCAUUGCCAUUGGCAAAGUGUUAAAGCUUGUCGCUGAACGGGACUGAAGAUGAAACAGUUGCAUGGGAGUCCUGGUGAGGAGGCAAGGGCAGAGCUUCGUCGUAACCUGCCAAACACGGCUGUCAGCCGCGACGACUUCUCCCUCUAACAAACCCGUCUCCUCUCACCCUUCUGCCUGCUGCAGAUCAGCUUCAGAAACGUUCUGUGAAAAAGAAACCUGUUAAGUCCACAUGAGUCGGCUUUCUCAUAUUGAGAGCUCAGCUAUGCCAUUUUGGGUUAGCCCUCCCUCACCCUCCUUUUCCCCCCAUUUACCUACCUGGUCUACUCAUAAUUAUACAGAUUAUUUUUCUUUUAUCGUUUUUCUGCAUUCAUGAAUAUAAUGGCAGUAGUGAUAUCUGUAAAACAGAUGUGGACCAGGAUAUGCUUGGGAUACAAAAAACAAUUUUCAAAACAUUUGCUACAGAAAAUGUUUGAAAACAUAUAACCAGUUGAGACCAAAAUUACUUGGUUCUUCAUGUCUCCCUUUGCCCUUUUUUUUUCUCUCCCCCCCCCCCCAUUUUGGUUUCUCAUAUGGCGUUCUGGCAGCGUGCUUGAGCGUAUUCCCAUGUUACUAAAACAAACAAAUAUGAAAAUAAAAUGUUAAAUUGGAGAAAAACAGCAUGUUGGCUUGCUUGAAUGUUUUUAAUGUUGAUUUAUUGCUCUGAUUUCCCUUGUUUAAUUUGUGUGCGAAAUACAUAGCCACAGACAUGUCAGAAUGAAGCAGUUUUCCAUUCAGUCUGUUUUUUGUUUUUUUUUAAAUUUACAGUUUGAAAUACCUACCACUUAAGAGAAGAGACAUUUUUUUCAUACUGUAUGAUAACCGUAUCACCUGGAUUUAUUACUGGCUUCCAAUUUGGGUGUUUGAAAAGCCUUGGCACAAAUAACUUUUUGGUGUUCAAAAUGAAUGAUAAAGCAGUGAGGCAGGAAGAUUUACACUAUGCAAUCUAAUACAAGUGUUUCAUAAGUGAGUGUGCUCAAUGGGGCAUGUUUAAUUUCUA
Messenger RNA from Lampris incognitus (smalleye Pacific opah), 2921 nucleotides. It is a transcript of the gene gspt1l, whose product is annotated as G1 to S phase transition 1, like. The record is from RefSeq and is a predicted model, not a curated record. Lineage: Eukaryota; Metazoa; Chordata; Actinopteri; Lampriformes; Lampridae. The coding region runs from base 210 to 1931 and encodes 573 amino acids. The transcript is spliced from 14 exons. Gene Ontology annotation, cellular component: translation release factor complex. Gene Ontology annotation, molecular function: GTP binding; GTPase activity; translation release factor activity. Gene Ontology annotation, biological process: translation.